This is a messenger RNA of Sander lucioperca (pikeperch), 3331 nucleotides long. RefSeq names its product enhancer of zeste 2 polycomb repressive complex 2 subunit (gene ezh2). The transcript is spliced from 19 exons. Gene Ontology annotation, molecular function: protein binding; histone H3K27 methyltransferase activity. The record is from RefSeq and is a predicted model, not a curated record. Gene Ontology annotation, biological process: chromatin remodeling. Bases 419 to 2728 code for a protein of 769 amino acids. Lineage: Eukaryota; Metazoa; Chordata; Actinopteri; Perciformes; Percidae.
CUCUUGAAUCUGUUGAAGCCGUAGUGGGCGUUGAGUGCGAGCAGUUUGAACCGUAGCGGUGCCGACCGAGGCGGAAACAUUGGAUUUGGACGAAUUGUUUAUAGGCAGGCUGAACUUAAACAGCGUAAUUCACAUCCACAAACACUGUCUUUUAUAUAGCCGUCUUCAAAGCAGAAGGGACGCCGGCUUUUUCCUUCUGUUUGUCGAGUCUCGCUACGUAAAGCCGGCAAAGUGAAUCCCUCCUCCUCCUAAGCUAACCGCUAGCUAGUUAGCCGCCGAGCUAACGUUACAGCUAGCCGAAACACGGAGCCAGCUAACGUUAAUCCCCAACCAAAAGGACGAUUUUGGCCGGUGUUUUGUCACAUCGAUCCCAAAUCACUCCGUUGAAUGAGUACUGAGCCUCCUGUGCAGGUUGAUCAUGGUGCUGACAGGGAAGCGCUCGGAGAAGGGUCCCGCCUGCUGGAAGAGGAGGGUGAAGUCUGAGUACAUGAGGCUUCGGCAGCUCAAACGCUUCAGACGGGCCGACGAGGUCAAGAGCAUGUUCAACACCAACCGUCAGAAAAUCAUGGAUCGCACUGACAUCUUGAACCAGGAGUGGAAGACCAGGAGAAUCCAGCCGGUUCACAUUAUGACGUCUGUCGGCUCUUUAAGAGGAACUCGAGAGUGCACGGUGGACAGCGGCUUCUCUGAGUACCCCCGGCAGGUCAUUCCCCUGAAGACUCUCAACGCCGUGGCCUCAGUCCCGGUCAUGUACUCCUGGUCUCCGCUGCAGCAGAACUUCAUGGUGGAGGAUGAGACGGUGCUCCAUAACAUCCCCUACAUGGGAGACGAGAUCCUGGACCAAGAUGGUACUUUCAUAGAAGAACUCAUCAAGAACUAUGAUGGCAAAGUCCAUGGAGACAGAGAGUGCGGCUUCAUCAACGAUGAAAUAUUCGUGGAGCUGGUCAGCGCUCUGUCGCAGUACAGCGACAACGAGGACGAUGAGGAGGAGGAAGAGCAUGACUUCAAGGUAGAAAAGAUGGAGCUGUGUGAGGGCAAGGAGCAUCCAGAGGACCCGCGCAAGGAUGGGCUCAUUAACAAUGAGAGCCGAACCAGCAAUGACGGCACCAAGAAGUUUCCCUCUGACAAGAUUUUUGAAGCCAUCUCCUCCAUGUUCCCUGACAAGGGCUCCACUGAGGAGCUCAAAGAAAAGUACAAGGAGUUGACGGAGCAGCAGCUGCCCGGCGCGCUGCCCCCUGAGUGCACACCGAACAUCGACGGUCCGAACGCCCGCUCCGUGCAGCGCGAACAGAGCCUGCACUCCUUCCACACUCUGUUCUGCAGACGAUGCUUCAAAUACGACUGCUUCCUGCACCCCUUCCAUGCAACUCCAAACACCUAUAAGCGCAAGAACUUGGAGAACCAGGUGGACACCAAACCCUGCGGCCUCGACUGCUACAUGUACCUGGUACAGGAUGGGAUAGUGAGCGAGUACCCCGCAGGCGUAGUUGCCGAGCGGGCCAAGACGCCCUCCAAGCGCACGGUGGGCCGUCGCCGCGGACGAAUGCCGAACAGCAACAGCCGACCCAGCACGCCAUCUGUUUCCUCGGAAACCAAAGACACAGACAGCGACCGCGAGGGCAGCAAAGAAGACGACAGAGACAACGACAAAGAUGACGACAAAGACGACGACAAAGACUACGACGACAAAAAGGAUGAAAACACCAGCAGCUCAGAGGGAAACUCGCGGUGUCAGACUCCAGUGAAGAUGAAGCUGACUGGUGAGGCUGAAGCGGUGGAGUGGAGCGGCGCCGAAGCCUCUCUCUUCAGGGUUCUCAUCGGGACAUACUACGACAACUUCUGCGCCAUCGCACGGCUCAUAGGCACCAAGACCUGCCGACAGGUUUACGAGUUCAGGGUGAAGGAGUCGAGCAUCAUCGCUCGGGCUCCUGCUGAAGACGAAGACACACCGCCCAGAAAGAAGAAGAGGAAACACAGACUCUGGGCCACUCACUGCAGGAAGAUCCAGCUGAAGAAAGAUGGCUCGUCCAAUCACGUGUAUAAUUACCAGCCAUGUGACCACCCACGGCAGCCCUGUGACUCCUCAUGUCCCUGCGUCACCGCUCAAAACUUCUGCGAGAAGUUUUGCCAGUGCAGCUCUGAAUGUCAGAACCGUUUCCCGGGUUGUCGGUGCAAAGCUCAGUGUAACACCAAGCAGUGCCCCUGCUACCUGGCCGUGAGGGAGUGUGACCCCGACCUCUGCCUGACCUGCGGCGCCGCAGACCACUGGGACAGCAAGAACGUGUCCUGCAAGAACUGCUCCAUCCAGAGAGGCGCCAAGAAGCAUCUGCUGCUGGCUCCUUCAGACGUGGCAGGUUGGGGCAUCUUCAUCAAAGAGCCGGUCCAGAAAAACGAGUUUAUAUCGGAGUACUGUGGAGAGAUAAUCUCUCAGGAUGAAGCCGAUCGCAGAGGGAAGGUCUACGACAAAUACAUGUGCAGCUUCCUCUUCAACCUUAACAACGACUUUGUUGUUGAUGCCACGAGGAAAGGCAACAAGAUCCGCUUUGCCAACCAUUCUGUCAACCCCAACUGCUAUGCAAAAGUGAUGAUGGUAAACGGGGAUCACAGGAUAGGAAUCUUUGCUAAGAGAGCCAUCCAGACUGGAGAGGAACUCUUCUUUGACUACAGGUACAGCCAGGCUGACGCUCUGAAGUACGUCGGGAUCGAGCGGGAGAUGGAGCUCGCCUGACUCGGACUUCUACCUCCUGUGGAUCAACGACACAAAGGCCUUACACUCAAACACAAACAAACACACCGUCACUUCAGGAAACCCCGAUGACUUGUCAAAAUGUUUAAAAGCUUCAGGAAAACUGGGAAUAUUUGAAGCUGAAUUUUGAUGCCAUUUAGUUGUUUUUUGUCACCUUGAUCUUUUUUUUUUUUUUAAGUACUUUUCAGAUCUGUUUCUGUUUUGUCUUGUGAUUUUUCUCCUUGUCAACAAAUCUUCCUCUUCUGUAAAUCUUUCCUCAGCUGGAAGUGCACAUCACCGACAAACUGACUCUCGUUUGUGUCGUUAAAUAGGAGACGAACCAACGACCGUUUGUUUAAAAACUAGCUUUUCAAUUCAUGCUUCAGGGACCAAAAUCCUCCACCAGCCGCUUUCACACACGACCGUCUGGACUGUGUGUGUGUACCGUGCGCCACAUGUGGGUCCGUUGUCGUGUUGUGUUUUUAAACUGUGUGAAUUGAAUCAGCCGCACUCUCCUCCGAGUGCCAGAUCACUGUCUGUCUGUAAAACAGGGAGGCCGUUCACAAAGCAGCGUCACACCACAACCAACACAGAUUUGGUUUCCAA